Exserohilum turcica Et28A is the source of this 588-nucleotide messenger RNA. RefSeq lists its product as uncharacterized. The transcript is spliced from 2 exons. Gene Ontology annotation, cellular component: mitochondrion. The record is from RefSeq and is a predicted model, not a curated record. Lineage: Eukaryota; Fungi; Ascomycota; Dothideomycetes; Pleosporales; Pleosporaceae. The coding region runs from base 1 to 588 and encodes 195 amino acids. Gene Ontology annotation, molecular function: nucleic acid binding; 3'-5'-RNA exonuclease activity.
AUGGCAUCAGUCUCGAAAGCGCCUCUGGUCUGGAUAGACUGCGAGAUGACCGGCCUGAACACCGACAGUGACUCGAUCAUGUCGCUGGCCGCAUUCGUCACUGAUGCAGACCUCAACAUAUUGGAUGACGCAGGUUAUGAGGCAGUCAUUCACCAUGACAAGGAACAGCUUGACCGCAUGGGGGAAUGGUGUACCAGUCAUCACGGGGACUCUGGGCUAACGCAGGCCUGCAUCGAAUCUACCACUACCGCCGAGGAAGCUGCUGAGGGCCUGCUCAGCUACAUCAAGAAAUAUGUACCUGAGCGUCGCACGGCUCUUCUUUCGGGAAACUCUGUACAUGCCGACAAGGCUUUCCUCGUCAAAGAGCCCUACAAGGUUGUAAUCGACCACCUUCAUUACCGGAUUUUGGAUGUCAGCAGCAUCAAGGAAGCUGCGCGCAGAUGGGCCCCUAAAGAGACGCUGAAGAAGAUCCCGAGGAAGAAGAUGUUGCAUGAGGCACGACAAGAUAUCUUGGAGAGUAUUGAGGAAGCAAGAUACUAUCGUGAAGCAUUCUUCUUGAGGCCUCAAAGCGCAGCAGAAUCGCAAUAG